ACCAAUUCAGCUAUAAAGAACGCUAAUGUAUUUUGCGAGAAUCAGAGUGAAAAUACAGAUAUAAAAAUAAUAGAAAUAUAAUAAAAAGUAUAGCAGUAUUUAUUAAAUUAAAAUGGUGCAGUGUUACGUGCCACAUUGUAAAAAUCGUUCUGACUGCCAAAAUUGGAAAAAACAACUUAAUAUUCCAAAAGUUACGUUUCAUAGGUUAAGUAUAUUAUUUAAAAUAUUUUAUUGUGUAUUUUUUAGUUUUCCAAAGAAUAGCACUAUUCGCAAUUUGUGGAUAGAUAUUUUGCGUAUUGAUCAAUCUAUUUCAUCCAGUGCACGUAUUUGUUCCGCUCAUUUUAAGGAGGAGUCUUUAGAUAGGACAAAUCCGUCAUUAAUUCGAUUGAGGCCAAAUGCAUUGCCAUUUAGUAGCGAAGAAAAACAGGAAGAAGACUCUUUUGUUGCAUAUUGUAAUAUAAAAAAUUAUUCAUAUUUAUGUAAUAUUAUUGCUAUCAUUAUUACAUUUUCAGCACAACCUUCAACAACAGCAGACAAAGCAACAAUAGUGAAACCAUGUACAGAAGAGAAAGUAACAAUGGUAUCAUUAAAGCGAAUAUAUAAUUCAGAAAAAAUGCAGAUUAAAGACAACAAAUCAAGUAUCUAA
Messenger RNA from Linepithema humile (Argentine ant), 646 nucleotides. The record is from RefSeq and is a predicted model, not a curated record. Lineage: Eukaryota; Metazoa; Arthropoda; Insecta; Hymenoptera; Formicidae.